AGCGAGGAGAAUUGGCCCAGAUCGCGUGCGCUUCAGCUGAGCACGAGAGUUGGCAACAACAUCAGCUCGCAUUUAGGUCGACGACAAGAAAACACCAUUGAUGUCUUAUCGUAGGCUGUUGUGGAACUGAGAGAAAAAGAGAGAGUGAGAACGAGAAGGGAAGGUUUUCUUUUUUGUUGUUGGAGCAGUGAUGGAAGAACUCACCGCCUUUGUGUCUAAGUCUUUUGAUCAGAAAGUGAAGGAGAAGAAGGAGGUGAUCACGUACAGGGAGGUGCUGGAGACCGGCUCGGCGCGAGGCAGGGACGCGCUGUCCGCGGAGCCGAGCCGAGAGGAGGUGAGCGCCUUGGCGCGAGGAGGCGCGCGCUCCCCGGCCAGAGAGCAGGACAUGCUGGGGCCGGACAGGACGCGGGAUGCGGCGAGCCCCAAACUCCUCGACGGUAACACGGACGUGAAAGAGCGCAAGGAGGACUCGAAGCCCAUGGAGGACGAGUCGCAGACGAAGAUCAAGCAGAGGAGAAGUCGGACCAACUUCACGCUGGAGCAGCUCAACGAGCUGGAGCGCCUCUUCGACGAGACGCACUACCCGGACGCGUUCAUGCGCGAGGAGCUGAGCCAGAGACUGGGCCUGUCCGAGGCGCGCGUGCAGGUUUGGUUUCAGAACCGGAGGGCCAAGUGCAGAAAGCAGGAGAAUCAAUUACACAAAGGGGUGCUAAUCGGAGCUGCGAGUCAGUUCGAGGCGUGUCGCGUGGCGCCAUAUGUCAACGUGGGAGCGCUGCGGAUGCCAUUCCAGCAGGUGCAGGCGCAACUGCAGCUGGACAGCGCCGUGGCCCACGCGCACCACCACCUGCACUCUCACCUGGCGGCGCACGCGCCCUACAUGAUGUUCCCCGCGCCGCCGUUCGGGCUGCCGCUGGCGACGCUCGCGGCCGAGUCUGCGUCCGCGGCCUCGGUGGUGGCGGCGGCGGCGGCGGCCAAAAACACCAACAAGAACUCGAGCAUCGCGGACCUCAGACUGAAGGCGAAGAAACACGCGGCCGCGCUGGGACUGUGACACGCGGGCGACGCAGCGACAGAGAAGCGAAACAACGAUGAUGAUGAUGAUGAUGAUGAUAAUAAUAAUAAUUAAUAAUAAUAAUCUUAAUGAUGAUGAUGAUGAUGAUGAAGAUGAUGAACGAAGCAAAAAGUGUCCAACACUGGCCCAGAGUGAGUCGGCGGCUGGAAGAGCAGCACAAGCGUGAGAGGCUUACGAAGUAGAAGCAAGGACCUUACCGAGUUAUUUCUGCUCGGUUUUACUAUGAAGGACAAUGUAUAGGAGAACUAUAAGCAUAGGGUAUUUAUAAGAAAAAUAAUUAAGACAAACUGUGACAUUCACAAUGACAGUUGGAUCCCGCACAACAAGAAGAGCGACUCAUGCGCUCAAAGAGACUGAGAAAGCGACGCGGGAGAAAAAGAUCAAUUACAAUUACAAUUGUACAAUUGAAUUACAGGAGGAGAGAGAAGUGUGUGUAUGAGUACAGGACGACGCAGCUGGGACGUUCGGCUCUUUGUGUGACAAAGCGAACUAAUCUGCGCACUGUUAUCUUAUUGCAUUGUUAUUAUUGUUGUUAUUGUUAUUAUUCUUAAUUAUUAUUUGAUUUUCAAAACGGAGGCGGGCCUCAUUUUAUUCGGACCUUGUACCAGAGUUUCCUCGCAAAGGAAAGGAAACUGGAUAUUUGUGGAAAAAAGAGACAAUAUAGGAGGUUUCUUCCC
This is a messenger RNA of Scleropages formosus (Asian bonytongue), 1749 nucleotides long. It is a transcript of the gene shox2, whose product is annotated as shox homeobox 2. Gene Ontology annotation, cellular component: nucleus. Bases 191 to 1051 code for a protein of 286 amino acids. Gene Ontology annotation, molecular function: sequence-specific double-stranded DNA binding; DNA-binding transcription factor activity, RNA polymerase II-specific. The transcript is spliced from 5 exons. The record is from RefSeq and is a predicted model, not a curated record. Gene Ontology annotation, biological process: regulation of transcription by RNA polymerase II. Lineage: Eukaryota; Metazoa; Chordata; Actinopteri; Osteoglossiformes; Osteoglossidae.